Morchella sextelata is the source of this 2208-nucleotide messenger RNA. RefSeq lists its product as uncharacterized. The transcript is spliced from 4 exons. The record is from RefSeq and is a predicted model, not a curated record. NCBI's taxonomy places the organism in Eukaryota, Fungi, Ascomycota, Pezizomycetes, Pezizales, Morchellaceae. The coding region runs from base 1 to 2208 and encodes 735 amino acids.
AUGCCUUCAUCCUCCCCUCAGGGCACUCCAGAGCGCUCACAGAAGAAGCGAGAUCGCGAUCCAGACACCGACGAAUCAGAUAGCAAAAAACGACGAAGGAAGGAAAGGAAGGAGAAGAAGAAGGAGAAGAAGAAGGAGAAGAAGGAGAAGAAGAAGGAGCAGAAGAAGGACGAGAAGUCCUCCCCUUCCUCGUCUCGCAAAGAGCAGAAAAGCCUCCAGCCUAUCCCAGAAGAGAUAGAAGAGACACCCCCGCCGCAGUCGUCGUCUUCCCGGAAGCAUCCCCGAGUGAGUGGGAAUCAGUGCAAUCUGAAGCCGAGUCCGACAGCGAAGGUUCCGCAGCAGGCACAACAGCAGGCCCAGCAGGCCCAGCAACACACUCCGCAAAGUGCUCAGCAGCACGCACAGCAGCAGGCCCAGCAGGCCCAGCAACACACUCCGCAAAGCGACCAGCAGCAGGGACAGCAGCAGGCCCAGCAGCAGGCCCAAAACCCCAAAGAGGACGAGCACUUCAACGAGUCUCCAGCACUUCCCCAGAAUUGGGCAGCUGGCCGCCACAACCAAGCAGUCGCCAGUGCUUCACAGAGCUCUCAAUCCCGACGUCGCCAUCGGCUACCAAUACCUAGUUCCCCUCCACCGGCAGAGCAGAGGCAAAGCCGCAGAGAUCGUGCCCCAGAAACUCCCCCUCGUGCCCCAGAAACUCCCCCGCGUGCUCAGGUAGCAUACGCCAGUGCUCCAGAAGCAUCAUCCCCAAUCUCUCAAGCCCGAUACACCGGCAGAAUGACUGAGGCAAACAAAGCAAAGAUGGCUUUAGGUUUGAUCAACCUCCCUAAAUUGUACACUAACAUCCGCAACAGCCUCAAAGCGGAGAUGCAGAACACCGGUUGGGUCAACAAAACCGUUUCCGGAGCAGUAGCGUUCAAUGCUUUAUGCCUCCAUGUGUUGAACAUACGCCCUCUCAGUGGUUUCCUGCCUAUGUGGAACGGAGGCGAUUCCACAACCCGCAGAGCACUCGCGGACGCUUUGAAGUGGCUCAUCGCUGAUGUUGGGCAGAAGGAAAAGCUAUCGAGGGGGCAGGGAAAUCGCGAGUAUAAAGAAGUUGCUGACGAUAGCGAUGAUGAUGAGGACGGUGGUCUGCCCGCCCAAUGCUCUAAGAAGCGUAAGCGGGACCCAGUGUCCGCAGAUCUCGAUAGACCUUCCAUAAUGGUUACGGUGGUAGACCCGGAUGCUCUAGGAGCAUUCUCCAGGGUUGCCCCGCCCCCUAUCUAUGACUGGAACCAUCGAAGAAAUCAGAAUUCGUUCAUUGGAGUUCUGACCAAGAUAACGUUUCCAGAGCUCUGCAAUUUGAUCCUGAAGCACACCCCACCCGGCAGAGCAAUCAGGAGUAUCUGGGGAGCACUCAAUAAUGUUCCACCGGCAUCCAAUCCUGCUGUUCGGCCGAUGGAGGUGCAGAUCACUGAUUCGGAAGAGGUCGAGGGUUGGUUGAAGAGUAGCGUUGGCAGACCUCGGAGGAUACUGGCGGUACUCCACAGAGCAGGCGCGGGUGCUAAUUUGGGUGGUGCUGAAACACCGCCGCUGACACGAGCAUUCCCUCAUAUCGAGGAAGACGAUUACACCACGAUCGAUAUUCCAGCAGAGGACUCUGAUUACGAGGAGGGAAAUCACCGCAUAAAUGCUAAAGGACUGAGGGUAUAUUUGCCCAGAACUGAUGCCAGUAAUCAAAGGCUAAUCCAGACUCUUGUUAGACGUCGCGAUAGACAGCAGGAUGCUAUCGACGACUUAGACCCCAAAUACCUGAGGAAGUAUCCUCUGGGUGUAGGGGUUGCUGACGCAAACUUUGCACAGGGAGUAAUCUGGACGCCUGCCGGGAUAGCAGCCAAGAGAGCUGCUGACGCACUCGCGGCUGCUGCUGGAGGCGGUGGUGGUGGUGGUGGUGGUGGUGGCAAUCCUCCUCCGGGCGGUGGUGGUGGUGGUGGUGGUGGUGGUGGUAAUCCUCCUCCGGGCGGCGGUGGUGGUGGUGGUGGUGGUGGUAAUCCUCCUCCGGGCGGACCUCCUCCUCCUCCUCCUCCUCCGGGCGGACCUCCGGGCGGUGGUGGUGGUGGUGGUGGUGGUGGACCUUCUGGAGGCGGUGGUGGUGGUGGUGGUGGAGGUGGUGGGCCAGCUGGAGGCGGUGGAGGCGGUGGUGGUGGUGAUGGUGGUGGGCAUCAUUAG